Molecule: messenger RNA, 2650 nt
Organism: Sarcophilus harrisii (Tasmanian devil)
Lineage: Eukaryota; Metazoa; Chordata; Mammalia; Dasyuromorphia; Dasyuridae
Product: leukocyte immunoglobulin-like receptor subfamily A member 2
Exons: 7
Coding region: 356-1576 (406 amino acids)
Source: RefSeq, a predicted model, not a curated record
UUCUCCCCAGUGUCUCUGCUGCUCUGUGAGGGACACUUGUGUAAUCAGGACAUCAGAGGCUGAAGCCCUGGGGCCGGGAAAUGAUGAGAAGGAAGCUUGGGACAGAGCUGAGCUGUCAGGAGGCGGCUGAGUCCUUACUCAGAGUGAGAGAAUUUAGUCUGGGACACUUAGCAGCCUGUGGUUCUGGGCAAGGCAGGUAACCCUGGUCUCCCUCAAAGUCUCCUGGAAAAUGGGGAGAAUCUGAGCACUCAGCACCCAGGCUGUGAGGAUCCAGUGGGAUACUAUCUGUCAAGUGCUUAGCACAGCACCUGGCCCCUAGGGGGCAUUAUAAGAACACCAGCAAUUAUUAUUAUCAAUGACUAUGAUGAUCAUCAAUUCUGGUCCAGGAGGUGGAAGCCUCAGGCUCCUGCCCCAGUCACAGACUAGUCCAGGUCUGACUCUGGGCUUUCCUUUCCCCUCCCCCAUAUCCUUCCUCUCUCUCCCAGCAUCUCCUCCCAGGCCGACUCUUCAUGCUGAGCCGGGUCCUGUGGUGAGACCAGGGGAGAAGGUGCUUCUCUGGUGCAGGAGCCCAUCAUCGUCACACAAUCGGUUCGUGACAUUCCUUCUCCUGAAGGCGGGGACACAGGAGCUCUUGCAAAAGAACCAGGAAAGCGUUCCUCUAACUUUUUUCCCCCUGGAGUCCCUGAGUGCCCAGGAGUCCAGGAGCUACAGCUGCGUGUACUACUACACUUCCCACCCACAUGUCAGGUCGGAAGCCAGUGAGACCUUGGAGGUCUGGGUGACAGACAGCCUUCCCAAGCCCUCUCUCUCAGCCCGGCCCAGUUCCAAGGUAACCUCAGGGGACAAUGUGACCCUCCUGUGUCAGGGGCCAUCCCGAGGGGUGGAGUUUGCUCUGUACAAGGAUGGAGCGGAGCUGCCUGUGAGCACCAGUGAGCCCACCCAGCACGGGGCAGAGUUCCCCUUGAUCCAUGUGAACAUCAACCAGACUGGAAGGUACAGGUGCUCUUAUCUCCUUGGGAGAGACAGCCGUGUCCUGACCAUGCCCAGUGAUCCCCUGGAACUCAUAAUACAAGGUGAGGGCUGGAUGCCUGAAAGUCCAUCUGAAGAAAUCAAAACCAUCCUCAUCACUGCCCUCAGCUGUGCCUUUAUCCUCUUCCUACUCUUCUUUUUUACCUUUAGGGGUCACUGCCACACUGAGACUGUUUCUUCAUCUGUGAAAGUGGGGGCCAACCAGAAAUCAUCUUUAAGGUGCCUUCCAGCUCUAAGUCACAAGCUGGUGGCUGACCUAGAUCUCCCUCUUUCUCUCUCAUCAGUGAUUUCACAUGGAGACACCUCCAGAAGGUGCCUCUGUUGUACUUGGUUUGUCUGCUUCUCUUCCAAAUCUGGAGCUCCCCAACAUGAGACUGAGUAUGCCCGGGUUGCCAAAUGCAGUUGCUCGAGGACAUCUGUUCCUGAGGUUGAAGACCCUGAGGAACUGAUCUAUAUUCAGCUGAAUCCAGCCCUGAAGAAACAGCGGACAGCCCCUGGGAAGAUGUGUCCUGAUCCAACAACGUAUGCUACUCUUGCUCUGCAAUGAUGAACAAGAACUUCUUGCUCUGUGUUCUUCCUUUUUUUUUUUUUUUUAAAUCUUUUGCUAUAUAAUUAUCCAUGUUCCCCUUUCUCAAUGUGGGUCCCCCUUGGAUUCUCUUUGAGUUUUCUCCUCUCACACACUUCUGGUGAUCUCUUCAGCUUCUCUGGGUUUUAUCACCAUAACCCAGGCCAAAGGGUCCAGGCCCUCUUCCCUGAACUCCAGGCCCACAUCACCACUCGCUGAUUGAAAAUUUCCAAUUGGGUGCCCUGUAGGCAUUUCCAACUCUACUGUUUUAAGUAGAACUUUUUUGUUUCUUCCUUCUCCAAACAUCUACAACUUUCUCCUUUUUCAAACUUCCCUCCUUCUACUAAAGGCACCAGUAUUCUCAUGGUCUCCCAAAGCCAUACAUUUGGAGUUCUCUUUAUAUCUUUUUUCCUGCUGAUCCUCCAUCAUUUGCCAACUCUUUUCUAUUCUAUCAUCAUAGGAUCUCACUGUUCUAGCCCCAUUUCUUUGCUCACAUUGUCCCUUGUCACCACCCUCUUCAAUUAUUUCCAUAGACUAUUAAUUGAGAUUUCUGGAUCUGUCCUCAACCCGUUCUCCAAAAAGCAUCGAAAUGAAAUUUUCUAAAGCUCUGAUCUGAAAUAAUUUAUAUUUUGUCAAGGAAUCUUUUAUGUCUUUCUCUUACCUUUAGUAUCAAAUAAAACUUCUCCUUUUGGGCAUUUAAAGACUUUCACUGGUUAAUUCUUACCUGUCUUUCUAGACUCAUUACAUGUUCACUCUCUUUCUCUAUUUCAAACAAACUGCCAGUCUGUUGUUCCUCAAAACUAAGAGCUGAUCUCCCAUCUCUGGGUCUUUCCAAAAGAAUUUCUCCACUGCUUUUCCGCUUUUGGAAUAGGGUUUUUGGGAAUCCUUUAAGGUUCAGUCCAAGCAUAUCCUUUUAUAAGCAUCCCUUCCAGAUUCAACAAAACUGAAUAUCUUUCCCAACCAUUAUACUUCUUACUUACCACUGAUGUGUUUCUUUUUUAAACACUUAAAAAACAUCUUAAAAAACACCAAAUAAAUGAACACUUCCACAUAAAG